GUAGGAGCUUCGUGUGCGGGUAGCGGGAUGCGUCAUCGUCGCGUUGCCGCAGACUCAUACGGGGCUUCCAAAGUGCUGCAAGCGUGAUGAGCUAAAUCAUAUCUUACCCUUGCUUUACUUGUCCAUCAUGAGCUCCGUGGCCGAGUGAAGCGCUUCGGAUGGAAGACCAAGGCCGCGCGAAAUCAACUGACGAGGCCUGUGUUCAUUCAAGAGGGGACGACGACCUGUGCAGGAGCACAGAGGCGGAAAUUUGCAAACCUGGACCACACUCGCGCUCAAGAAUGGUCUGGUAGUCGCUAUUCAUCCACGCGCUGCUAUCUUCAAACACUCGACAUUAUGCUUUUACCCAAGAGCUAGCUGCCGCUGCAAGAUGACGACGAUCAAAUCAAAUCGCCGGAAGUGUGACUUAAUAAAUUGCUGAAGGUGGAAUCGGCAUGUCACAACAAGCAAUGUUGCAAGGCUGGUAGCAAUUCAUCAAGACAUCAACUUCGCUUGCGCGCUGCCAAAGUAAUAGACGAGUCCAGCAACGUCCACCACCUCAGCCAUCGUAUCCAAGAAUGCCACCACUUUUGCAUGUGAUGCGCCAUGGGCAAGGCUUUCAUUCUGCUGAAGUCAACAAGAAUGGCCACUUGAUCAGAGAUCCACACCUCACAGACAAGGGCAAAGAACAGUGCAGGCAGGCAUGCCGCGCUUUCGAGCGACACCAACAGGUCGAACUGCUUCUCGCCUCUCCGAUGCGCCGAGCUAUUCAAACCUGUCAAAUCGCUUUCGAGCCGUGCAUACAACGAGGGGUCAAAAUUCUCGCCCUGCCAUAUGCAGAAGAAGUCUCCGAGGCACCUUCGGACACAGGCAGUAAUGUUGAAGUCCUAGAGGAAGAAUUCGGGCAUGGAGUAGAUUUUCACUUCGUCAAUGAUGGCUGGUGGAAGCAUGAAGGUGACUACGCAACGGAUCCUAAGGCCGUGAAUGCGAGAGCUGCGAAACUUCGAGGCUGGAUUAAAGCGCGGCCGGAGAAAGAGAUUGCGUUGGUCAGUCAUGGUUUUUUCAAUCAUUUCUUGACUGGAGACGUCGAUGACAAAGGGCAGCAGACGACACCAUGGUGGAAUGAAGCAGAAAUGCGAUCGUACACCUUUUCCGAGCAGGACGAUGAGUUGGCCAUGAUCCAUGAGACCCAAGGCAGUUUGAUCGGGCGAGGAGGUCACGUCGAAGAUGGCAAGCACGCAUGUGUAAAGCUCAAUCUGCCUGCAGAAAGAAGCAAGCAGCCGAAUCAGCCCUACACGACUGUUGAGUCCCCGAGCUGAAGUAGGUCGAUUCGGGCAUAUAUGGUGUUCCGAGAGGGAGUAAAAGAGCGAGCCAACGAUUGCGCCUGGCGUAGCUCUCGCGGUAAGGUGGUCGUCAGAGCAUCAGACGAUAUGGACAUCUCAGAACGCAUUGUCACGUGAAAGUCGCUCUGCAGUUUGCAACAUAUAUACUGCCGGUAGAAUGUCGUGUGAUCUCCGCCG
Pseudocercospora fijiensis CIRAD86 is the source of this 1499-nucleotide messenger RNA. RefSeq lists its product as uncharacterized. Lineage: Eukaryota; Fungi; Ascomycota; Dothideomycetes; Mycosphaerellales; Mycosphaerellaceae. Gene Ontology annotation, cellular component: cytoplasm. The record is from RefSeq and is a predicted model, not a curated record. Gene Ontology annotation, molecular function: phosphatase activity. Bases 558 to 1298 code for a protein of 246 amino acids. The transcript has 3 exons.